Pelobates fuscus (common spadefoot toad) is the source of this 2387-nucleotide messenger RNA. RefSeq names its product ring finger protein 19B (gene RNF19B). Lineage: Eukaryota; Metazoa; Chordata; Amphibia; Anura; Pelobatidae. The transcript has 9 exons. The record is from RefSeq and is a predicted model, not a curated record. Gene Ontology annotation, molecular function: ubiquitin protein ligase activity; ubiquitin conjugating enzyme binding; zinc ion binding. The coding region runs from base 52 to 2046 and encodes 664 amino acids. Gene Ontology annotation, biological process: positive regulation of proteasomal ubiquitin-dependent protein catabolic process; protein polyubiquitination; ubiquitin-dependent protein catabolic process. Gene Ontology annotation, cellular component: cytoplasm; cytolytic granule; ubiquitin ligase complex.
GAUCCCCGGACACUGGCCACUUCCUGGUUUGGUGGCUCCGGUGUCCCAGCUAUGACAGAGGGCUCCGCGGAGCCUCCUCCCUGCCCGGGGGCCCGGCGCCGCCGCUUCCUCCUCUCUCUGCCCAAUGUGUUCCCGGGCAGGACCCGCGCCGUGCCCGAGCCGAGCUCUGUGCCAUCUCCGCCGCCGUCUCCUCCUCCCCCCACCGUACCGGCCUCGGUGUUCCCCCCGCCAUCGCCCCCCGCGGGCCCUGACUCGCUGCUGGAGUGCCCCCUGUGCCUGAUCCGCCAGCCCCCCGAGGAGCUGCCCGAGUUACUCAGCUGCCGCCACCGGUCAUGUCUGCGCUGCCUGCGCCAAUACCUGCGGAUCGAGAUCACCGAGAGCCGGGUGAACCUGCGCUGCCCGGAGUGUGCCGAGCGGCUCAGCCCCCAGCAUGUCCGGGCCAUCCUGCGGGACCCCCCGCUCACCCGCAAGUACGAGGAGUUCCUGCUGCGGCGCUGCCUGGCCGCCGACCCCGACUGCAGAUGGUGCCCGGCCCCGGACUGCGGAUAUGCUGUGAUUGCUUAUGGCUGUGCAAGCUGCCCCAGACUGGUCUGUGAGAGAGAAGGUUGUCAGACAGAAUUCUGCUACCACUGCAAACAUGUGUGGCACCCAAACCAGACCUGCGACAUGGCACGCCAGCAGAGAGCAUCUUCAUUUGGCAUGCGCAGGAAGCACCCCUCUGGAAUCAGCUAUGGGCAGGAAUCCGGUUCAGCUGAUGACAUGAAGUCCUGCCCCCGGUGCAGUGCCUAUAUUAUUAAAAUGAAUGAUGGAAGCUGCAAUCAUAUGACUUGUGCCGUAUGUGGCUGUGAAUUUUGUUGGUUGUGCAUGAAAGAGAUUUCUGACCUCCACUACCUCAGUCCCUCAGGCUGUACAUUCUGGGGAAAGAAGCCAUGGAGCAAGAAGAAGAAGAUAAUCUGGCAAUUGGGAACUCUUAUAGGAGCUCCAGUAGGAAUAUCUCUUAUUGCUGGAAUUGCAAUUCCUGCAAUGGUCAUUGGUAUCCCAGUCUAUGUUGGCAGAAAGAUUCAUGGCCGUUUUGAAAAUAAGAAAACGUCAAAACAUAAGAAGAAUUUGGCAGUCACUGGUGGUGUUAUCCUGUCUGUCAUUGCCUCGCCUGUUGUGGCUGCAGUUAGUGUGGGAAUUGGAGUUCCCAUCAUGCUUGCAUACGUGUAUGGCGUGGUGCCAGUUUCUCUGUGCCGCGGUGGAGGGUGUGGUGUUACCACAGCAAAUGGCAAAGGGGUAAAGAUUGACUUUGAAGAAGAUGGACCGAUUACAGUGGCAGACGCAUGGAGAGCGUUAAAGAACCCAAGUAUCGGGGAGAGCAGCAUGGAAGGUUUGACAAGUGUACUGAGCACUAGUGGGAGUCCAACAGAUGGGCUGAGUGUCCUUCAAGGAAAUUACAGUGAGACAGCCAGUUUUGCAGCACUCUCUGGUGGUAGCCUAACUGGAGGCAUGUUGAGUGGAGGAAGAGCCAAGUAUUGCAGGCUUGAGGUACAGGCAGAUGUGCAGAAAGAGACCUGCCAGAAAGACUCUGUUAGUCUGGGUGCUGUGAGUGAUAGCGCUAGUACCAGAGCAAUGGCUGGUUCCAUCAUCAGCUCAUACAACCCACAAGAGAGGGAGGUUAAUAACCUGGAGAUCCAGGUUCAUAUAGAAGCAAAACCUUCCAGAUACCAGCUGAUGAGUGAGAGCAGUACAGAGGAAUCCCUUCAUGUUGCAGCACCUCUUGUGGAAGGCGAGGAUGAUGACUGUUGCAGAGACCAGAUUCCUCCUCGUGACAUCACACUGGCACAGCCUGAGAGCAUCCGCAGCGACUUGGAGAGUUCAGAUGCGCAGUCUGAUGAUGUGCCUGACCUGGCGUCAGAGGAAUAUGAUUCCCCUCACCUUCUACCACCCUCUCCACCAGAUCCUCAUCGUGAAAGCCCCCCGCCUCGCAUGUGUGCACAGCAGGAAGGUCUUUGUGCCCGGGAGGAGGGGCUCUCCAAAGUGGAGUUUAUAGAGGUGCGAGUGUAAAAUCACACCAGCAACACCACCUCUAUAAUUUUAUUAUUAAUAUUUUAUUUGCAUUAUUUUUUUUCCAAUGGAAAUUCCUUACAAUGCUGUAAGUGGACAGGAUAACCUAGUGCACAGGCGUGCUGUAAGCUCUACCUAAAUGCUUUGUCUUGGACUUUUCUUUUUCUUUGCCCCCUCACUGUGAUAGGCCUGUAUCUCUCAUGUAAAUUCUUCUAAUUUAUUGGCUUUGACUGGAUGUAUAGAUGAUCUUAUUUAUGUAAUAUUUACAGAGAAUAUGGUGAAUCAGCUUUUUUUUUCCUUUGUAAGGAAUUGUUGAAAAAAUAAAACUGGAUUGAAAUAUU